Messenger RNA from Lytechinus variegatus (green sea urchin), 2766 nucleotides. RefSeq names its product E3 ubiquitin-protein ligase TRIM71-like. Lineage: Eukaryota; Metazoa; Echinodermata; Echinoidea; Temnopleuroida; Toxopneustidae. The record is from RefSeq and is a predicted model, not a curated record. The transcript has 2 exons. The coding region runs from base 1 to 2004 and encodes 667 amino acids. Gene Ontology annotation, biological process: positive regulation of DNA-templated transcription. Gene Ontology annotation, molecular function: zinc ion binding; ubiquitin-protein transferase activity. Gene Ontology annotation, cellular component: chromatin; nucleoplasm.
AUGGCUGAGAAGUGUGAAUCAGACAAAGUUUCAAGCUCUUCAUCGAAUCUGAUAUGUCCAUUAUGCCUUGAUAUAUUUGUCGAAGCGACAAUCUUAACUUCAUGUGGACACACAUUUUGUAGGAGAUGCCUCAAGAAAUACGAUCUAACCCACCAGGACCUUGAUCACAUGGUCUGUCCUCUCUGCAGGGAGAUCACCAAGUUGUCCGUCAACCGUGUCGAUGAUCUCCGCCUCAAUGUCUCCAUAAACGGAUGCGUAGACGAUUACCACGCCAAGUGUGGAGGGAUGAAUGCUGUCCUUGAGAAUUGCCAGAAAUGCACCGCUUGCAAGUCUCUGAAAGACGCUGUAUCAUUCUGCAAAACAUGUAAUUAUUACAUGUGUAGUGAGUGCUUACAUUGUCAUCAACAUCUUACAGUCGUCUUCGAAGGUCAUGAGAUUGUAUCCAUGGAUGAUGUCAUCGAAGGGAAGGUCAGCAUUGGUCAUUUAUUCGAAAAGUGUUCCAUCCACAAACAAGAGAACAAAGAUAUGUUUUGUGAGGAUUGUAAGGUCCACGUCUGUCACAAGUGCGUACUCGUUGAUCAUCAAAAUCACAAAAUCAAGAACCAGGUUAACUUUGAGCAGGAGUUGCGACGGAAGGUGACAGGCCUUGCCCAACGCUGUGCCGACAAGAAAGCAGAGCUGGAGAAGAACAUUCAGAACAUAGAAAUACAACGUCAUGAGGUACACACUGCAGUGCAGACACUACUAGAUGAUGUCAGGCAAGCCUACAGCAUCAAGGCCAAGGAGCUGGAAGAAAAUCUUCGAAAUCUCACCGACCAAAUACAUGCCUUACAUAAUAGUUUUGAUGACGACCUCGACGUCUUGAAGUUAAAAGAUCGACAGAGGAUCAAGAGUAUUUGUAGUUCAAUUACUUUGGUAGAUAAUGACAGACUAGGUCAUCUUGAGACAGACACUCUAUCUGCUCAUACCUUGCUCUGUGAGGAGCUGGAUACCAUGCUGAAGGAGGUUACUGAUCACACUUCUGCGGAAGCUAUUAAGAAGAAAGCACAGGAGAAGAGGUUCAAACCAGCAGAUGAUACUCGUCUUGACCUCGGGAGCAUUUCAGAAUAUACUGAUCACACUUCUGCGGAAGCUAUUAAGAAGAAAGCACAGGAGAAGAGGUUCAAACCUGCAGACGACACUCGUCUUGACCUCGGGAGUAUUUCAGGACCAGAUCCCAAGAUGGAAGUCAUUCAGCGUGUUGCUCUACGGGGAGAGAUGUCCGGUAUGGCAAGGCACUCCCAUAGCACUGUCGCUAUCGUGUAUGGGGAUUAUGCACAAGGUAUUGAUAUCAUUGAUUCAAAUGGUGGUAAGCAGCGAUAUAGUAACAUAUCAGCCUUAAGUGACAUGAAAUGUUAUGAUCUGAUGUUGCAACGGGACGGGGCGUUAUGCGUGUCCACUGAUACUACAGAAGCCCACAUCUACUCUCGCCUUGGCUCUAGGAAAGCAACAAUCCACGUGAGAAACAAUGGAAUUUAUGUCAGAGUUAACAGAAGUCCAUCAGAUGAAAUCAUCAUUACUAACUAUAGAAAACAAGUCUAUAUCUAUGACCCGACAGGAUCCACUCUUAAACACACUGUUCAAACAAAGCACUAUACGAGGCAGGCAUCUACCACCAGGACGGGUUUGAUCGUCACGAGUUCAUGUUGGGACGAUCCAAGGGUGGUGACGGUCUAUGACAGGGAUGGGAAUGCUGGUGAGUCUCUACAAGCUCCAUGGAGUGUCUACCUGUUUGCUGCAGUGGAUGAGCAGGACAGGGUGUAUGUAGCGAGUGUUGAUAGGAAGAAUAGUAGCGUCGUGAUCAGGCUCUAUGAUCUUGAUGGUCUGAACCUGAAGGAAAGAGUUGAAUUCAAAGCACUUGAUAUGACAUUGAAAGAUUAUUGGUCUUUCUUAGUUUCCCUCUCCCCAGACAUGCUCGCCUGUGCUUGUGGUAAAAAUUUAUAUUUCAUCAAGGUAUCACUGUAAUCCACGUUAUAUCGCACCAUGUAGUAUGGGGACUGACGUGCUUUCAUCCUGCUACAAUACAAAUUUACUUUAACACGUGUCGAUAUUCAGUAUUACAUGUAUAUUACUUACCAUGUGAUAUCUUCAUCCAAUGAUAGAAUCACUUAAUGUGAUAUACUACUGAUAAUAAUAAUAAUAAUAAUUAAAGAUUUGUAUAGCGCACAUAAUUGUCCAUGACACUCAAGGCGCACAAUUAACUUAUAUAAAACAGAAAUGAAAUAAAUAAAUACAAAAAAAUUGAACAAACUGACAAGAAAUUACAAUGGUUUAGUAUAAAUUAGUGAACAGGUGGAGAUGUGAAUAUAUAAUUUAUAUUCAUUUUCUAAUAUAUGCGUAUUUAAAUACAAACUUUAUCUCAAUUAUUAUAUACAUAAUAUUGCAUAUAGGAAUGUAUUGUAUACGGUGUAAAGUAUAAUUACAAAUCGUCCAUUAUCGUUAUAUUAAUGUGUAAAGUCUUUAUAAGAAUUAUUUAGAGAAAAUUCAUAAAGAUAGAUUCCACUAUCUUUAAUUCUAGAUUAACUUAAACGUUCAAUUGCUAUUCGACUCAUAUACUCAAGUGUUCAGUGCCAGAUUUUCUCUGUUUACAUUCAAGUAUAUAUGUAACCACGAUCGCUUUAGAUCCCCCAAAUUGACACCAUUUAUUUGCUUUUUCAAGAACAUUCCAGCAAUCUCUAUCCCCAAAAGUUCGGUUUCUUUUUCAUUGCAAGUUUAAGAUCAUGAAAG